Molecule: messenger RNA, 3589 nt
Organism: Anoplophora glabripennis (Asian longhorned beetle)
Lineage: Eukaryota; Metazoa; Arthropoda; Insecta; Coleoptera; Cerambycidae
Product: roundabout homolog 2-like
Exons: 7
Coding region: 204-3530 (1108 amino acids)
Biological process (GO): axon midline choice point recognition; Roundabout signaling pathway; axon guidance
Cellular component (GO): plasma membrane; axon
Molecular function (GO): axon guidance receptor activity; protein binding
Source: RefSeq, a predicted model, not a curated record
ACAUCCGCCUGGUUUUCCACGUUUGAAAAAACGGCUGUUGUUCUGGACUGAGAUAUGAUCUCUUCGAAAAACGCAAACUUUGAGUGAUACAUUAUUUAUUAGGCACAUUUUCCCGGUGUGGUGAUUUAAUCUUGGAUGGAUUCAAGUGUGAAGGUUUUAGAUAUUAUGUGUUUUGUGCUGUGAUGUUUUAAUUGAUUGCUGAAAUGGCUUCGCUAAUGGAUACAUUUCUCCCGGUUCUGCUUACCCUCUUCGCUUUGUUUACUUUCAUAAAUGGCCAAUACCGAUCUCCCCGUAUCACAGAACACCCAUCAGAUAUAAUCGUGGCGAAGAAUGAACCAGUUACCCUGAAUUGUAAGGCGGAGGGCAGGCCGGAGCCAACAAUAGAAUGGUUUAAGGAUGGUGAACUCGUACGGACUUCACCGACCGACAACAAAUCUCAUCGGGUCCUUCUGCCGGCGGGAUCGCUCUUUUUUCUCAGAACGAUGAACAGUAAAAAGGAGCAAGAUGCGGGCGUUUAUUGGUGCAUCGCCAAGAACGUCGCCGGUACCGCCACCAGCAGAAAUGCUACCCUGCAAGUCGCAGUUCUCAGGGAUGAAUUCAAAGUUAUGCCCUCUGAUACGCGAGUAGCGGCGGGGGAAACGGCUCUCCUACAAUGCGGAGCACCUCGGGGCCAUCCUGAGCCUAAUUUGAUAUGGAAGAAGGACGGGAAGGAGAUGGAUAUCGACGGAAGAAGAAUACGCAUUGUAGAUAGCGGGAAUUUGAUGAUUUCUGAUGUGCGACAGCAUGAUGAAGGUCGCUAUCAGUGCGUUGCUCAUAAUUUGGUUGGGUCUAGGGAAACGCCACCUGCCACUCUCACCGUUCACGUAAAACCAAUAUUCAACAAAGAACCCCAAGACGUCGUGGCAUUGUCUGGCCAGAAAGUAGUAUUCGAAUGUUCCGUCGAUGGAGAUCCGACACCGAAUGUUUUAUGGAGGAGAGAAGAUGGAAAAAUGCCAAUCGGUCGCGCAAGGAUACUGGACGAUAAAUCAUUACUGAUAGAUAAUGUCCAAACUUCGGAUGAGGGGCUUUAUAUUUGUGAUGCAGAAAAUUUGGUCGGAAGCAUUUCCGCUAGAGCUUCUCUAGUCGUUAACUCACCGCCGACAUUCAUCGAACGUCCACGCGAUCAAAAGGUCAGCUUAAACGGCGUUGUCGAGUUCCACUGUUCAGCGACUGGUAAUCCUCCACCUUCCGUGUUCUGGAGCAAAGAAGGAUCGCAGAUACUUAUGUUCUCUGACAACUCGAAUGGACAUAUGCACGUUAACGCCCACGGAACGUUGCGGAUUCAGGGGGUUCAGAGGGAAGACGCUGGGUUCCUAGUAUGCAACGCUCUUAGUGUGGCCGGAUCGAACAGCGUUCGCGCCUUUCUGCAGGUAACCUCAGUUGCGGAUUUACCGCCGCCCAUAAUUCAAAUUGGACCAGCCAAUCAGACCUUGCCAUUACACAGCGUGGUAACGCUGCACUGCAAAGCUUCCAGUCCGGAAGGGGAUCCGCCGCAGAUCCGAUGGCUGAAGGAUGGCAGGACGUUGCAGAGAGACAUUUUACCAAGCAGAUAUACCUUAAGUUCCAGCGGGACUCUAGAUAUAGAUGAUUUACGUCUAGACGAUUCAGGCUUGUAUACCUGCUCGGCAGUAUCUGAAAGCGGAGAGAGUUCCUGGUCUGCGUCCCUUAACGUCGUGGAGGGAUCCUCGACGUCCCUCCACCGAAGCCCUGAUCCGUCCACUUUUCCAAAAGCACCCAAUGCACCCCGCGUAUUAAACGCCACAGAAUCCAGCAUCAGCCUUUCAUGGGAUAGCGACGAAGACGAAGAAAAUGGAUUGGUGGGGUACACUGUAGAGUACUGGAGUCCUGAUCUACAAACAGGAUGGGUGAUUGCAGCUCAUCGGGUCCAAACGCCCUACAUGGUGGUUCACGAACUAAAACCGGACAGUUCCUACGUUUUUAUUGUGAGGGCGGAGAAUGCUCACGGUCUGUCAUCUGCUAGUGUGGUGUCGGGCACUGCUCGUACUUUAGCUAAUUCACGAUCACUUCCCGGCUCGGAACUUGACACAGCGCGGACAAUUCUGAGCACCAAACUUAUGGAGUUAAAAGAUGCUAAACCGCAAUCCUCUAGUUCAGUUAAGCUGGUGUGGACCUUAACAGACAACGAUUACGUUGAAGGCUUUUACAUAAGGUUUAGAGAAUUGUCUGGUGGAUCACACAACUACAACAUACUGACGGUUUUAGAUGUCGACUCGAAAAGCUAUACGGUGAUAAACCUCAAAAAAUUUACGAAAUACGAGUUCUUUAUAUCGCCAUUUUACAAGUCCGUGGAAGGGCAACCCUCUAACUCCAGAAUUACCCAAACCUUGGAAGACGUUCCCUCUGCACCACCAGAAACCGUGACGGCUGGGGUCUUUAACGACACUGCUGGAUGGGUAAGAUGGUCUCCCCCUCCACCACAGCACUGUAAUGGAGUCAUCAUUGGGUACAAGAUUCAAAUUAAAGGUAACGUCAUCCGAACCAUGACGAUGAAUGCUACUACAACUUCAAUAUUAAUAAGCAACCUGACAUCUGGCGGCCUGUACAACGCGAGGGUGGCAGCUUUGACUGUAGCGGGACAAGGACCUUACUCGAAUAGUGUUCCUUUGUUGACAGCUCCAAGAGCGCAAAGUCCUAGAACUUUAGGACCCUUGGUACCACUAGUACGACAAACUUGGUUCGUGAUUCUCUUGGCCGUUUUGGUGCUUCUGCUCCUUGCCGGAACUGGAGGUCUGCUCUAUAUGAAGAGAAGGCAAUCCUUGAGCAAACAAUUGGGACACUUAAACGUACCAGUUGUGAACGCCUCUCAGUUGAACGCUAAAGAAAGUCUUUGGAUCGACAGAGGAUGGAAAGCUACAGACUGUGAUAAAGACUCAUCUAUACCAUUGUCCCAACCUGCGGACUACGCCGAAGUCGACACCAAAAGUUUGUCCACUUUUUAUAACUGUAAAAAGUUGGAAAGUCCCACUCCCUACGCGACCACGAUGCUUUUACCUCCUCCGAAUUGGUCUGAAAUAAUCCCCCCGCCGCCAGAUCACCCCCCACCAGAUUGCCCUCGAGAAAAUCCCCCAGCCCCACCACCUAGAGGUGGGGGUAGCAGUUGCAGCAGUGGCGGGUACGGAUGCUACGCGGUGCACAUUCCCCCUCAAUGCAAUAAAGUCAUUCAAUAUCCCAGAGCUCGAUCUUGCAACAACUGCGACGCUCACUGUUCUCUUGCAAGUGGAAGUUCUGGACACAGGUCUAAUAGAGGACAUUGCAAUAAUAUUCCCCACAGUUGUGAUAAACCGUGGUUCAGUCAGCACAACUGGGAAGAUGGUGAUGCUGAUUGUGAGACUGACAUACAUUCCUGCACGAGUAGUCACGACACUACCUGUUCCUGUAGUGAGUCCUCCUGCCUUUACGCGGAAGCUGGUCCAUCGAAUAAUCCUAGGCCUAUACCUCAUUGUCAACAGAUGAGUAAACAUGUGAAGUAAUUUUAGUUGACGUAAAUUUUUAGUGAUUUGGAAACAGAGUUACAUAUCUGUGGAUUAAC